Trematosphaeria pertusa is the source of this 4611-nucleotide messenger RNA. RefSeq names its product acetyl-CoA synthetase-like protein. Bases 1 to 4611 code for a protein of 1536 amino acids. NCBI's taxonomy places the organism in Eukaryota, Fungi, Ascomycota, Dothideomycetes, Pleosporales, Trematosphaeriaceae. Gene Ontology annotation, molecular function: phosphopantetheine binding; catalytic activity. The transcript has 2 exons. Gene Ontology annotation, biological process: secondary metabolite biosynthetic process; amino acid activation for nonribosomal peptide biosynthetic process. Gene Ontology annotation, cellular component: cytoplasm. The record is from RefSeq and is a predicted model, not a curated record.
AUGGCUUCAACUUCAACACCCCUUUUAGCCCUUCGCGAAGUAGCAUAUGCGCUCGAUGUACCCAUCAACUCCAUCGACUUGCAAAAGGGACUCCUAGACAAUGGCGGCACAUCCCUCUCCCUUAUUCGACUUCACUACGCCCUCAAAGCCAUCGGUAUCAACCUUACGCUAGAAUACAUGGUUUCCGUCAGAAGCCUCACGCAGUUGCUCGAGCGUGCAAACCAGGAAUGUGCGUUGCCUCGGCAAGAUUAUUCUCAAGACUUCAAACGCAGGACACUGGAAAGUACAGAACCCACGCCGAAGCGAAGAAGCAGUGCCACGUUCGAUGCACCGUCCAGAAACGCUCACGAAGACGCUCUCCGAUACCCAAUGACGGAGAUGCAGCUUGCUCUUCUACAAGCGAGUUUAAGAACUCCUGGGACAAAUAUCAUCUGCUACCACGAAACUCAUCGACCGGAAAACCUCGCGGCUCUCAAGAAAUGCUGGGCGACUGUCAUCCGUUCUGUGCCCCUCCUCAGCAGUACUUAUGAGCUGCGAGGACCCGAGGCAUAUAUCGUCGAAGCACAACGUCAGUUACUGGACUGGUAUGAAGAGAUCGAAAAACAAAGUCUGGAAGGUGCCUGUUUUGGGAGUAGCUUUCGGGUUGUUACGCUGAAGCCCGAAGAUGGCAAAUCGGGAAAGAGCAGAGUUAUCUGGAGAGUGCAUCACGCACUGGUCGACGGAUAUUCGCACGGAUUGCUGCUGUCGAAGCUCCAGAAGGCUUUUGUCAGAGAACCAGUCGGACCAAGCGUGCCGUUCGUUCGAUUCACCUCCGGUUUGCACGCGCUGCAAAGGAGCUCAGAUUCGGUUGGCAAAGCGUAUUGGGCAAGACACCAGACUGAACAUGGAAACGGUACUUCGCAGUUGCUACUACCGGCUCCACUAGCAAAUGCAUCGUCUUCCCAACGCCCGUCUAGCGUUUUCGAAAUUCACAUUGACAAAGACGUGCUGUUGGCGAGCUGUCAGGAGAUUGGAGUAACCUUGCCGACGUUAUAUUAUGCAGCGUGGGCGCUGACUCUGGCCAAGUACAUCGGGUCGGAUGAUAUCUGCUUCGGCACGGUGCUCUGCGGUCGAGCUCUUCCAAUUCCGGGCUGCGCAUCCAUCAUAGGCCCAACAAUCAACACGUUACCAGUCCAUAUCAAACUCGAGCGUAGUUCAACCUUCGCCAACUAUGUGCAGGAAGUGUUCAGGCAGAUUCUGGAACUGAGUUCCGUCCAGUGGACGUCUCUGAAACAUGGCUUUACCCGCGAUUUUCAGACCGCCUUGAACAUACGCGUCGAACCACAAUUCUCGAGGGAGCAUCUGAUUCCAUUGGAGCGGCCGUUCAGCACCAUACGAUCUGAUGUGCCGCUGCAAGUCGAGAUUCUGAGGGGAAAUCUAGAUCUUGUUCGCAUUCACUAUCAUACCGACCGCUUCACGCAAUAUCAGAUUGAGCAGAUUGGCCAAGUAUUUAGGAACGCAGCCUACAUGGUGCGAAAUAUGGCUUCUAGCGUAGAGUCAUGUCUGGCGUCCCUCAUCAGUGACACGCAGCGCUGCGAACUAGGUAUUUUGGGCAACUGGGAUUUCGCCAGCACCGCUGCAAAGUCGAUCAACGAUGAUCUGGUGUCUCUGUUCACCAAUACUGCCUUGGAAACUCCUUCAGGGACCGCAGUCCAACAGGGGCCAGCGAAAAUAACCUAUAGCGAGCUGCACACCAGAUCGUCACUAGUUGCGCGCCGAAUCAGGCACAUUGUCAAGCUCGAGGAUGUGGUCUGUGUACACGCUGAUCGGUCCCUUCACUGGAUUAUCGCAAUCUACGCAGUCCUCAAAGCAGAGGCCGUGUACUGUCCGCUAGCCGAUGACCUGCCGGCCUCAGUCCGAGACAUGAACUUCGCCACUUCUGGAGCCAGUCUUUUCAUCGUAGGAGCAACAGCGGACAAAAACAAGAAACCAGAAUCUUGCGAAAUGUGUAUAGCCAUCGAGGAGCUAAUGCAAGGUCCUCUCCAAGAUCCUGGGGAGGAGGACGACGUUCGGAAAUGGUCAACUACCACUACACCAGAAAGGGGAGCUUACCUUUGCUUUACGUCUGGGUCGACCGGGAAACCAAAAGGAGUCUUGUGUCAGCAUAAAGGCCUCGUCGCUUUCCAACGCAACUUUGAUGUUCGCCUGCGUGCUCGCCCAAAAUGGAAGAUAGCGCAGGUCAUGUCUCCAGCCUUUGACGGCAGCAUUCACGAGAUCUUUUCAGCUUUGAGCUAUGGAGGAACACUGGUUUUGCGAGAGAAUGAAAGAGAGAAGCAGCUGAGCCAUCUGAAGGAAGCCGACGCCGCCAUCCUCACACCUUCAGUAGCAAGAGCGCUAGACAUACACAGUUUCCCAAAUCUAAGGACCGUCUACUUCGUGGGAGAAAUCGUCACGCAGGACUUGUGUGAUACGUGGGCGGCUCGGAAACCCGUUUUCAACAUGUAUGGACCAACUGAAGCGACCUGCGGUGCAACAAUUAAGCAGCUUCUACCGAGCCAGCCUGUUAGCCUCGGUGUGCCAAAUCCCUCUUCUCGGAUCUAUAUCCUUGACAGCCACCAACAGUUGGUUCCGCGAGGGACUAUUGGAGAAAUCUAUCUAGCCGGAGUACAAGUUGCUGUGGGCUAUGUUGGCAGACCAGAGGAAACCGCGGCUCGAUUCUUCCCGGAUUGUGUGAAGCCAGGUCCCGGUGAGCGCAUGUACAAGACUGGGGACAGGGCGUACUGGAAUGAGGAAGGCGAGUUGACUCUUGUUGGCCGUUCGGAUCGGCAAGUCAAGCUGCGCGGAUUUCGCAUCGAUCUAGACGAUCUUGAGAUCCAGAUACUCCGUGCCGGAGGAGCUCGAGAAGUAGCUAUUACCCUCAGCGAUGGCGAUCUUACUGCGUAUGUUCAGCCGAAGAACCUCGAUGUUGCCAGGCUCAAAGAGAACAUGCGUUCGCGGAUUGCGCUGUACGCUCUGCCCCGUUGGAUAGUACCUGUCGAUGUAUUUCCAAUGACACCCGCAGGAAAGCGAGAUUACAAGAGCCUGGAGCAGCGGGUACCUUCACUUCGAACCGAGCCACUCUCCCCAUCGGCUCUUCCGCUGGAGGAAAUGGUCAUUACUGCACUGCGCGAGACGUUGACACUUCCCGUGGACAUUCCGAUCGACCCAUCCUGCGAUUUCUUCGGGCUGGGCGCGUCUUCCGUUUCGUUUCUCUUUCUCUCUCACCGUCUCUCGAAGUCACUGAACCGGAAGGUCCCAUUACAGUUGAUCAUGCAGUGCCAAAGUCCGCGAGACUUAGCUUCGAAACUUACGGGCCUCGAUUCUUCACCCGAAGCUGAGGAUGAGUCAGUCUUGGGCGAGACUAGCAUUUUGCCGAUCGAAAAAGAUUGGUGGCAGAAGUAUCAGCUCGGGGGCGGGUCGUCUGCUUUCAAUGUCAGUUUCGCAUGCAACUUAGGCCGAACAGUCAAUGUUUCAAAACUGGUAUCAGCCUGUGAUACAGUCCUUGCCCACCACCGGAUCUUAAGCUGCAACUAUAGUCUCGGCGAGAACUCCACCCCCCACCGAACAUACCGCACCUCUCCACCAAAAGCAAGGCUUGUCGAUGAAAUCGACUUGGAGGAUGAGACGCACAUCCAGUUCGACUUGAAGAAGGAUUGUCUGCUAAGAGUCGUUGCCUCGCGUACGGUGAUGCUCGUCGUGGCCAGUCACAUCAUCUGCGACUUGACGACACUAAACAUAAUUCUCGACGACAUUGCUGGUGUUUACCUCGGACGGACGUUGAACAUGGUGCGAUGCGAAUAUUCGCAGCUUCGAAGGUCAAAGACUCCCUUAUCAGGCCAGCAAGCAUUCUGGAAAGGCUAUUUAGAGAAUACACGUUCUCUCAGCGCUCUCACAGCGAGAGUGCCAAAAAGAACGACCUGGGCGGGAACUUCCUAUAUAUUCCCGAUCGCGAACCCCGUCCACCAGUCAAUGAAAGCGUACACUGCAGCGGGGAAAGCCACGAUGCAUCAAAUAGCCCUAGCAGCGGUUGCCUUGGUGCUUGAAGUCGACGAAGAGCUAUGCGAUAUCGUGAUCGGGGCUCCAUAUCUAAACCGUACCUCUGAAGAUGAGUUAGAAACCAUCGGUCUCUUCCUCCAACCGCUGCCGAUCCGUAUCAGAUAUCCGGCUUGCAUGGGAAAUUGCGACACGCCGGGCUCAUUCAUCCGGUCCGUCCAGACAGCGAGUCGUGAGGCCCUGUCUCAUGCCUUGCCCUUCGACCAACUCCUAUCGCUUCUGAACAUCCAACCCACCUACCCAGACCACCCCUUAUUCGACGUGAUGGUAACAUUCCACGAAGCCGACCAAGGACCUAGAUUUCCCAUCCCAGACGUUACGCCUCUGUAUACCUGGACACGGGGCGCCAAGUUCAAGCUCAUGGCUGAGUUCUCUACCAUGAGCGACGGCGAGUUGGCACUCAGGCUAGAAUACAGUACCGAGUGUUUCGUAGAAAAUGAGAUCAGGUGCAUGGGGGAAAGAAUCGUGAAGGCACUUCAUGGGUUGGCCACGGGAAAGCCGUUAGUGGAGGUACAGGCAUGCGUUCGACAGGUUGUAUAG